Molecule: messenger RNA, 2220 nt
Organism: Vigna umbellata (rice bean)
Lineage: Eukaryota; Viridiplantae; Streptophyta; Magnoliopsida; Fabales; Fabaceae
Source: RefSeq, a predicted model, not a curated record
AUGGAAGGAAGGAUGGAGACCAUGGAAAUCUCCAUGGGAGGACUGGAAGCUGCAGUACAGGAACUAGUGAGGGUGAUAGGGGAGCGAGGUCGACGGUACGAUGGAAACCUUGAUGGUAGCCAAGGAUCGGUCAAUGGAAGAAGAAAUGAUGAGGACGAGAGGGAUAGCGGAGGCUUAGAGGGUGGACCCCGAGAGGAACAGCCGUAUUGGAGGCGGAGGGUCGAGUUACCCAUAUUCGAAGGCAAUGAUCCUAUGAACUGGAUCUAUAGAGCAGAUAAAUUUUUCGAACUACAAGGUGUACCCGAGGACGAAAAAUUGCGGCUGGCAUACAUCAGCAUGGAAGGAAUUGCAGGGCAUUGGUUCCGGUUUUGGAGGGAGAAAGCCAGAAACCGCUCGUGGGCAGGUUUAAAGGAAGCGUUGGUGGUACGGUUUGGAGGCAGGAACCGAGGAACAGUUUUUGAGAGGCUGGCAUCCUGCAAACAGUCAGGGUCCGUGGGAGAGUAUAUUCAGGAAUUCGAAGUACUGGUGGGCCAAGCGGAAAGGAUACCCGAAGCUCAGCUGAUGGGAUAUUUCAUGGCUGGUCUGCAGGAGGGGAUCCGCAACCAACUCCGGUUGCUCGACUCGAAGGAAUUAAUGGACAUCAUGAGACUAGCAAGGGACGUGGAAGCGUUCCAAGCGGGCGCGCGGACAGGAGGGGGAAUCAUAAGAAAAGGGCAGACGUGGGGACAACCAAGUGGGUCAUUGAUAAAGACGGAACCCAGCCGUUACAAUCAAAACCGAACGGUACCUGUCGAGGGGGGACGUACGGGAGGAAAGGAAGGAGUUCCAAGGAGAGAAGGCGAACGCACGUUCGCGAACACGCAAGGCAGGAACGUACGGGAUUUGCCGUACGCAGAGUACGUCAAACGGAGGGAGGAAGGGAGGUGUUUCAGGUGUGGAGGACCCUUCGGCCCAGGGCAUCGCUGCCCAGAAAGGAGUCUACGAAUGCUGAUAUGGGCAGAAGACGAGGAACCAGGAGGAGAAGAGGAAGAGGGGGGCGAACUCGAGCAAAUGGAGUUAUCUGCCUUCUCGGCAGGAGGGCUCACCCAGCCCAAAACGAUGAAGCUGCAUGGCCAAAUAGGGACGCAACAAGUAUUGAUUUUGAUUGACAGUGGCGCCAGCCACAACUUCAUAAGCAGGAAAUUGGUAGAAGAUCUGGCAUUACCAGUAGUAGAUACUCCACCAUAUAGGGUGAGUUUGGGCGAUGGGCAGAGAAAGGAGACGAGGGGGUGCUGUGAAGCAGUAACGAUCUAUAUGGGAGAGGCAGUGAUCCAGGAACGAUUCCACCUGUUCGAACUGGGAGGAGUGGAUGUAAUAUUGGGAGUAGAAUGGUUGGCCAAGCUGGGUGAAGUAACACUGAAUUGGGGACAACUAACCAUGGCGUACGUUCAGGCAGGGCGCAAAAUGACAAUUAAAGGAGACCCAACUCUAACUCGGAGACUGGUGGAACCGGCAGCCUUGCUUAAGAUGAAAGAAGUGGAGAUCUGGUUGCUAGUAUGGGAGCUUGGGGAGACCGAAAAAGAUGAGGAGCAAAGACCGCACGCUCAAGAAGAAGAGACGUUCGGUCCAGAGUUAACAAGAAAGCAGGCGAACGACAUGAGGCGAGUUCUGGAACGGCACGCGGACGUAUUUCAUGAGCCGAACGGCCUACCACCCGAUAGGGGAAUGGUUCAUCAAAUUCCCUUAAAAGAAGGGACGGACCCAGUGAAUGUAAGGCCUUACCGAUAUCCCCAUGUGAUGAAAGGGGAGAUUGAGAAGCAGGUAGGAGAAAUGUUGAAGACGGGCGUUAUAAGGUCAAGCAACAGCCCAUAUUCGAGCCCGGUAAUCUUGGUAAAGAAGAAGGAUGGCAGCUGGAGAUUUUGUGUGGAUUACAGGGCCUUAAACCGAGCCACUGUUCCUGAUAAAUUCCCUAUUCCCCUAAUAGAGGAGUUAUUAGACGAAUUGAGAGGAGCCAGCUAUUUUUCAAAAGUGGAUUUGAAGUCAGGCUAUCACCAGAUACGAAUGGGAGAAGGGGACAUAGAGAAAACGGCUUUCCGGACGCACCAAGGUCACUACGAGUUCAUGGUGAUGCCGUUCGGUCUAACCAACGCACCAGCCACUUUCCAGAGUGCCAUGAACAACCUGCUGCAACCAUAUCUGCGGAAGUUCGUCCUGGUAUUUUUUGAUGAUAUACUGGUAUAA